GGCCACGCCCCAUCCUGCCAGAGGCCUUGAGCGUUGCACCCACACUCUGCUGCGCACCUGGACUCUGCACCAGCCCUUCCGAGGUGACCCAGAUUCCUUUCUACCUUUCCAUCAUCCCCUUCGCCCUCUACCUGCCGGCACCCUCCCAGGAUGGAGUGGGCUUGCAGCGUCUAAGCUGGACCUAGCCCUGCCAUCUGCGACUCACGGAGAUUCUCAAGAGUCGAGAUGGCCGUCCUCUCCAAGGAAUACGGGUUUGUGGUUCUGACCGGGGCCGCCAGCUUCAUCAUGGUCGCCCACCUUGCCGUCAACGUCGCCAAGGCCCGCAAGAAGUACAAGGUGGAGUACCCCACCAUGUACAGCUCGGACCCGGAGAACGGGCACCUCUUCAACUGCAUCCAGCGAGCCCACCAGAACACGUUGGAAGUCUACCCUCCCUUCUUGUUCUUCCUGGCCGUGGGCGGUGUGUACCACCCGAGAAUAGUCUCGGGCUUGGGCUUGGCCUGGAUUGUUGGACGCGUUCUCUACGCCUACGGCUACUACACGGGAGAACCCAGCAAGCGGAGCAGGGGCGCCCUGGGCUCCAUCGCCCUCCUGGGCUUGAUGGGCACGACCGUGUGCUCGGCCUUCCAGCACCUGGGCUGGGUUAGAACCGGCUUGGGCGGGGGGUCCAGAUCCUGCCACUAGGGGGGAACAGGGGGU
This is a messenger RNA of Artibeus jamaicensis (Jamaican fruit-eating bat), 699 nucleotides long. It is a transcript of the gene MGST3, whose product is annotated as microsomal glutathione S-transferase 3. Lineage: Eukaryota; Metazoa; Chordata; Mammalia; Chiroptera; Phyllostomidae. The record is from RefSeq and is a predicted model, not a curated record. Gene Ontology annotation, cellular component: endoplasmic reticulum; nuclear envelope; membrane. The transcript is spliced from 7 exons. Gene Ontology annotation, molecular function: glutathione transferase activity; glutathione peroxidase activity. The coding region runs from base 226 to 684 and encodes 152 amino acids.